UUAUUACAAGUCCUAUUUCGAUUCUUAGUCAAAGAAAAAAAAGCGGUGAAGAAAGAACAACGAAAAAAAAUACGAAGAAGAAGAAUAAUUUUAUUUAUAUUUUUUUUCGGGUAAUUCGUAUGAAUUAUGUCUGAAGACGAUGUUUAUGAAAGUUUUUGUACAAUCAAAAACGACAAUACCGACGACGACGACCAACAACAACAACAACAUCAUCUUUAUAACGUUGAUAAAAAUAACAAUAACAACAUCUUAAUUAAUUUAUCAUCCGAUCAAAAUAUUGAUUCGAUACGUAAAGAUUCAAUUAAUCAACAGAAACGUUAUCGAUACGAAGAUAAUAUUGAAAAUUCAAAAAUUUUAGAUAAAAAUAUUUUAGAUUCAAAUAAAAAUAGUAAAAAUAUUGAACAAUUAUUACGUAAUUCUCGUACAAACAAUUCAUUAUCAUUAUCAUCAUCAUCAUCUAUUCCUGAACAAAAACAACAAUCGAUCAAUUCAGAUGGUGAUGAUGGCAAUGGUGUUAAUGAUGUUGAUGAUGAUAAUGAUCAAACCGAUAAUGACGAUGAUGAUGAUGAUGAUGAUGAUGAUGGUCCAAAACGUAAACGUAUCCGUAAAAAUUUAUUAAAUACCAGUAGUAAUAGUAAUAAUAAUCAUAAUAACGAUAUAAUCAACGUUGACGAUAACAACAACAACAACAACAACGGAAAAAAUAAUAACGCCCAACAAAAAUCAACAUCAACAAUAUUAAAACAAGAUAAUAAUCAUAAUAAUAAUAAUAAUAAUCUUAUUAAUAUGGAAGUUCGUUUUCUAGUUUCUAGUCGUGAUGCCGGUGCCAUUAUUGGUCGUGGUGGUUCCAACAUAACUCAUCUUCGACAAACUUAUGAAUCAUCAAUAACCGUGCCCGAUUGUCUUUCACCAGAACGAAUAUUAACGAUCGUGGCCAACGUGGAUAAAGUCAUCAAAAUUGUACGAGAAAUAUUGAAAUUUAUUGACUCAACAGCAGUAUCAUCUACUUCUGCUUCGAUAACAUCAAAUUCUUCGCGUUCAAGAUUUCCGGCAAAUAAAGCAACAAAUAGAAACUCAUCGAUACCAGUUAUUGGUAGUGAUCAACGAUCAUCAUCUCGAAAUGGAUCAUCCGCAUCAACAACUCAAACUACUAAUAGUCUUUGUGAAAUACGAUUAUUAUUACAUACAUCACAUGCGGGUGGAUUAAUUGGUAAAGGUGGUGCACGUAUUACACAAUUGCGAGAGGAAACUAAAGCUGGAAUUAAAGUAUAUUCGGAAUGCUGUCCACAAAGUACCGAACGUGUUUGCGCUGUAACUGGACCGAUCGAUAUUGUUACAAAUGCCUUAGGAAUUAUAUUGAAUCUGAUUCGAACGUUUCCCAUCAAAGGACCAAAUCAAUUAUAUAAUCCUGCAAAUUUUGAUCCAUUCAUGUCGUUACGUUAUGGUGGGUAUGGUGAAACAGCUCCUGGACCGUUACAACAUGGUCCAUCACAACCGUCGAUUCAACAACCACCUCCCCAUCAUGAACCAAGCCGAACAAAUAGUAUAUUUACACCACCACCGAUUCCACCACCACCCCCUGCACAAUAUCAUCAUCCAGCACCACCAAUGCAUCAUCCACAUCCGCAUCCUCAUCACGCUCAUCCCCAUACUCAUCCUCAUCAUCAUCCAUUCUCGUCGCCAUCAAAUACCGGCAAUCGUCAUUUAUCAACAUUAACUAAUGGACCACCACAAUCUCAAACACAUCCUCAUCAUCAUUUAAUGGAUCAUGGCCGUUCUCCAUCCGAUUUUGGAGCCACAUCACCAUCAUUUUUGGCAGCCGCUGCUGCUGCAGCUCAUCAUCAUCAUCAUUGGCCACAGGCAACAAAUACAGGUCCACCACAAGUCAGCGGUAGCGGUGGUGGUCGAAUGGCAACUAUACGUGCGGCAGCAGCUGCCGCAGCAGCAGCAGCCGCGGCUGCUGCUGCUACUGGAAAUUCUGGUCAACCGGAUGUAUUCGGUCCCACAAACGAUGAUCCAUUCCGUUGGAUUACAGAAGCAAAACAUUAUGAUACAAAUCGUCUUCAGAAUACUUUGAUGAAACGUGAUGAUGUUUCAUUCAUCAUUAAUCCGAAUGGUACAGCUAUUUCAACGAUCAAAGUUAAUCAUAAGGUUGUUGGUGCAAUAAUUGGUCGUGGUGGUAAUCGUAUCAAAGAAAUUCGUAUUAAAACACAGGCCGAUAUUUCAAUCGAUCAAAUGAAAAAUAGUAGCGGUGGCAAUCCAUCAUCAUCUGCAGGCGGUAGUACACGUUCGAUUACGGUCAAAGGAUUAUAUAAUGAUGUUCAAGCAGCCGUAUCCAUGAUAUGUAACUGCAUCGAUGAGAAUCAAAAUAUUUGAUUAUUCAACAACAUCAUCAUCAUCAACAAGUAUUUCUAAUUCAAUCUAAAUUUUCCAUAAAUUCAUAUUAUAAUGGUGGAUCUCUCUACAAUUUCAAAACACAUAUACACACAUAUACACUUUCAUUUGGAUCUGGUUCAUGGCUCUCUCAAUGGCUGGCAAUCAAAAAUUGAAUAUUCUCACUCGUUUUUUUCCAGUUUUCACACACACAUCACUUUCAUUGCAAAAUUUAUUUCAAAAAAAAUUUUCAAAACACAUCUUUCUUUUUCAAUAUUUGCCGGAAAUUUUGCAAAUAUAUUUUUUCCUUUUUUUUGUAAUGUUUUGUUUUUAUUUCUAGAGCCCAAAAAUGCA
Messenger RNA from Dermatophagoides pteronyssinus (European house dust mite), 2727 nucleotides. RefSeq lists its product as uncharacterized. The record is from RefSeq and is a predicted model, not a curated record. Lineage: Eukaryota; Metazoa; Arthropoda; Arachnida; Sarcoptiformes; Pyroglyphidae. Gene Ontology annotation, molecular function: RNA binding.